AUGGACGCAAGUAGAAGGCAGAAGUGCAGCCAGCGGUGCAGCGAUACGUGCACAACGAGUUGGCUGAAGCAAGCAAAAGUGGAGCCUAACGCGCUUGCUAAAUACGCAUCUAACGACAGGCCGACAUACAGCAAGCCGGAAAUGUUGUCGAGUAGGUUGGCAGCCGGCUUCGUGCCGCUCAUGGUUAAGCAUGAAGAGGUAGUGCGACUGUGGUUUGAGAGAAUGACGUAG
Bipolaris maydis ATCC 48331 is the source of this 231-nucleotide messenger RNA. NCBI's taxonomy places the organism in Eukaryota, Fungi, Ascomycota, Dothideomycetes, Pleosporales, Pleosporaceae. The record is from RefSeq and is a predicted model, not a curated record.